Molecule: messenger RNA, 2544 nt
Organism: Hypoxylon trugodes
Lineage: Eukaryota; Fungi; Ascomycota; Sordariomycetes; Xylariales; Hypoxylaceae
Product: heterokaryon incompatibility protein-domain-containing protein
Exons: 2
Coding region: 1-2544 (847 amino acids)
Source: RefSeq, a predicted model, not a curated record
AUGGCUACCCUACCAUGUUGGGAUUCCCCUGUAGCAUUUAUUCGCGGAUUAGAUCGCAAAUACCUGCGUAUCAUGCCUUGCAAAUCCAACAACUUAUGCAGCCAUUGCAAAAGACUUCGCCUCUCAACGGAGAAGUUUAUGAUAAAUGACAACAAGCCGUCGGAUUUAGAGCCAUCUCUUGAGUCCUUACGGCUGGCUAACGAGCGAUUCUCUCUCAAGCCAUUACGAUAUCUUAAAGCCGCGGCUAAAGCAAAUACUUGCGAACUAUGCUCGAUCGUUUCUCACACCGUUCCAAAUGAUGUGGCGCUUUCAUACAAGAAUGCGGAAUGCCAUCUUGUUUGGGAGAUUGACGGUCGUGAUUCCGCUGCUAGUCGGCCUGGUCACGGGAGACGCAUACGUCGAUUACGGGUUCGCUGGUAUAACGUAAAUCUCAAGCAGUACAAUGCGUAUCUUGUAUUGGCUGCCCCUUCAAAAUUUAACGACUCAGACCUUGGAUACCGCGAUCUUUUGGGUGCCGAAGCUCAGUUUCUCGGAAGGCGCCUAGGACGACCGGUGAAUAAGCAAAGCUUAAUCCGAGCGUUCUUACAGCUCUGCGAACAACAUCACCAUGGUCGUUGCGCUGAACCGUUCGAGAUCGGGGGUGACAAUGUCAAUCCAUUUUCGGAACCCUAUUUUGGUGUCAUCAACAUCGAGGAUGAAAGUCUUGGCCACUUACCAAAGCGCGAUGGAAGCAACUGUUAUGAGGAAUAUGCGACUGUAAGCUAUUCCUGGGGCAAGGAAUCUAAUAAAGAAUAUAGAACAACCACCAAAAACGUCCAACAGCGGCUCAAAUCUGGUGGCAUGGCAGAAGUUAUUAGAUCUAUGCCAAAAGCACUCCGAUCAAGUGUAUGGCUUGUACACGUCCUUGGAAUUAAAUACAUAUGGAUCGAUGCAAUUUGCAUUGUACAAGACAGCAGUCACUCCUGGAACCUUAAUGCACUAUCAAUGCAUCUGAUUUAUGGAAGCUCCAUGUUGACUAUAUGCGCAGCGGAUGGUGAAAACGCAGAUGCUGGGCUAGUAGCGCUUAAAGAAAAAGAAAAGCCACCUGUUCAAGUAGUCGCAACAUGUGCGCCUGGAGUGGACUUGAUCCUUCAUCAAUCCCCUGAAGCAAGCAUCGAAAAUUCGACGUGGAACAGACGAGCAUGGACCUUUCAAGAACGCCUCCUCUCUAAGCGUUGCCUGAUAUUUAGGGAUGGUAGAAUUUACUUCCAAUGCCGCUCUACGAGUAUGUCAGAAGACAUUUUCGCGGAGCCUACGGGCUGCGGAUGGUCACUAGAUCUCAUACACUCCCCCCUGCAGAUGCUGUCGCAGUUGAAGGAUCGAUCUUUGUGGUUUUACAUUCGCUGUGUGUCCUUGUAUACCCUUCGAGAAUUAUCCGAACCGUUUGACAUUCUCGCGGCAUUUAGCGGCAUGUGUAAGUUCAUGCAGCGUACUUCAGUGGUGGCUCCGUUCAUAUUCGGCCUCCCGAGUUCUCAUUUCGACUUUGCCCUUUUAUGGCAACCAGUUGGAUAUUCAUCGAGACUAACAGAGUCAAAGCGUUCCAACGAGCCAAAAUACAAGGACAUGAAAUUUCCGACCUGGUCGUGGUGCGGGUGGAAGAGCAGGGGAAACAGGGGGAUCAGGUACAGAUCUGAACUGGUAGACGGAUGUCUGAGCGAUGUAUGCGCAUGGCACAGUGAUCACACCUGGAUUGAUUGGCACAUACGAGACGGCUACGGCACUCUUAGACGUGUUUGGGAUCGCAAUCGAGUCGGUAGCGAUAGAAGCGAGAACGUUAGAUGGAGAGGUUAUAUGGGAUCGCGAACCGACACACCUGGGUUAAAUAAUCCCUAUGGUCGUCGUUUCCUAGAUGGAGUAGAGAGAUGCUUUAAGGCUCCCCGAAACUUCGCAUUAACUCUUCCAGAAGAUCCGUACCACGUUCGCACAAGAGAGAACGGUGAUGGAACUGGCGGUAAUGACAACCCGGAGUUCCCCGACCAACCUUUUCUGCAAUUCUUCACUUGGAGAACAACAUUCCACGUUGUUCCAGUUACAGCCAACUAUGUUGAGGAAGAGCUAUGCCGCUGCCAUAUAAUGGAUCAACUUGGAGAUAAGUGCGGAUCUAUCCUCGUCGAUGCUCAGUGGCUGAAGGAACGGCAGGGAGCUCAAGACGCAGGCUAUUGGACUGCCUGGUCGCUCUUUACAGCCCCGGGAAGACUUGUUAAACGCAUUGGAAACCGGAGACCCGAAGAAAGUGUCCAAUUUAAAAAUCAAAAGAGUACUAAAUUCAGGUUUAUCGCUAUUUCAGAGGCUAAAUCAUUUACAGAGGAGGAGUUUCCUGACUGGACUUAUUAUAUACCUAAAGAAAGGUCGGAGUCGGAGUGGGACUUGUUCUAUGUUCUUUUGGUCGAAGAGUCCAAAACCGAAGGAUUUGAGAAGUGUUACCAUCGUGUAGCUCUUGGAAAGGUUUUUAAAGCGGCUUUUAGCCUGUCAAAGGAUGAAUGGACAGAGAUCAUUUUAGGCUAG